CAGGCGGGCAGGCACCUCACAUUCAUGUGAGUACAUGAAGGCAACACAAGGGCUCAAACUCAAAAAAAAAAAGGAUGCUUGAGGAAACAAGCAACACAUUUUUAAAUUAUAGCCUUGCGUAGCUUUGAGUUGGGAUUUUUACAUUUUAUUUUCCCUAAGUGAGUUUAACUUGAGUUUGUUUUUGUUUUUUUCACAAAUGACCUCCCAGGUGUUCGGGGUCAUGGUCAUGCUUUUUGGCAUCCUGAAUGUGACCUCCCUUGAGGCGUUCAGGUGUCCGGAAAUCUGCUGCUGCACUGCCUUCAGCUUCCAGUGCAGCAAUUUCACUCAGCUGACCACCAAGAAUCAGACAUCAUUUGGGUCCAUACUAGAGGUCAGAUAUCUGGAUUUAAAGGAAGUUCCAGCCCAUGCCUUCUCAGGGCUGAGCGGCAUAAAAAAAAUUUUGGUCUCCUACAGUAAACACGUCACACAGAUACGGACACAGGCCUUCUUCUUCAUCCGUGACUUGAAUGAAAUCAUUGUGGAAGGUCUGAAAAAUCUGAGGACAAUUGAAAAGGGUGCAUUCACCGAACUGCCCUAUCUGGAAUAUUUGCGCAUCUAUAACACUGGAUUGAUGCACCUGCCAGACUUAUCCACUAUAUCCUUUGUGGGAAUCGUCUUCUUCCUAUCGAUAGAAGACAACAUGGCGAUCACAAGCGUCCCUGCCAACUCCUUCUGUGGUAUUUCAAAGAUGAUACUUGACAUAAACCUGGUCAGUUGUGGUAUCAAGGAAGUGAAUCCUUUUGCUUUCAAUGGAACUAACCUCGGAAGACUAGAUUUAAGUCACAACAGAUGUCUUAGAAAGCUUCCGGAGGAUGCAUUUAGGGGAGCCACUGGUCCAAUGUAUUUGGAUGUGUCCUCCACAGCUUUAAGCCUCCUCCCGCAGACGGGGUUGCAGCAGGUAAAGCAACUGAAAGCCACAUCUGCUUUUGCUCUCAAGCGCCUUCCUCCACUGGACACCCUGGCUAAGCUGGAGAAAGCCGACAUCACGUACCCGAGCCACUGCUGUGCUUUCAACGCAUGGUACAUCAAACGCAGGGAAGAGGCCAUGAAGAAGCCAUUAUCACCUUUCUGCAAAACAAUCCAACAAUUACUGAAAGAGAGCAAAGUAUACCACCAUCAUCCAGAACUGCAAGAUCUUUGCCCCACAUACCCGGACUUCCAGUGUACGCCACAGCCAGACGCGUUUAACCCCUGCGAGGACCUCCUUGGCCCCAACCUGGGCCGCUUCACAUGGACAAUCGCCAUAUUCACCGUCUCCGGCAACAUCUCCGUGCUCAUGCACCUGCUCGUUACCCGUCGCAAACUCACCAUCUCCCAGUUCCUCAUAUGUAACCUCGCCCUGGCCGACUUAUGCAUGGGCUUCUACUUGAUGCUCAUUGCCUUCAAGGACUGCGACUCCCGCCUGGAGUACUACAACUACGCCACGGACUGGCAGAUGGGCCCGGGGUGUGGCGUGGCGGGCUUCCUGACCAUGUUCUCUUGCGAGCUCUCGGUUUACACGCUCACCGUGAUCGGCGUGGAGCGCUGCUACACCAUCGUCAACGCCUUGGAUCUGAACAAGAGGCUGUGCAUGCACCACGUGGCCACCACCAUGUUGGCGGGCUGGGUCUUCUCCCUGCUGGUCGCCCUGCUCCCCCUAUUGGGGGUCAGCAGCUACAGCAAGGUCAGCAUCUGCCUGCCCAUGGAUAUCGACACGUGGGCUUCUCAGGCCUACGUGGUCAUCGUCCUCUCUCUUAACGUCCUCGCCUUCCUGCUGGUGUGUUGCUGCUACGGCUGCAUCUACCAGAACGUCUGCAAGCCGGAGCCCAUCCAUCGCAGCAGCGACACCAAGCUGGCCAAACGCAUGGCGGUGCUCAUUUUCACCGACUUCCUCUGCAAGGCGCCCAUCUCCUUCUUCGCAAUUUCCGCCAGCGUGCACAUGCCCCUCAUCACCGUGUCCCACGCCAAGAUAGUCCUGGUCAUUUUUCACCCCAUCAACUCUUUUUGCAACCCUUUCCUGUACACCAUCUUCACCAGGGGCUUCAGGAAGGAAACGGGCCGGCUGCUCCACCGCUGUGGCGGCGCCUUAACGGUGUUUAAAAGUCACCGGCCGCAGCUUCGAAGUGACCAGCGGGCGAAUAUCGCCAAGCCAGAGAGCAAAGUUUAGGCUGUUUUGGUCAGAAGCGUGGAGACUAUCGUACUGCUGGAGCAAGACAAGACCGCUUGGAGAGGCCGUCUCGGUCCGCUUGCAAGCAAACUCUGGCGCAGUCGUGGGGCGAAGACACUCACGUACAAACAAAAAAAGCACAGGGAAAUAAUAAAAAUGGAUUAUAUCUACGGUCGCGAUCAAAAGUUUACAUACACUUGUAAAGAACAUUCAUGAAGUUUGGUUCUUUUAUGAAUUUAUUAUGGGUCUACUGAAAAUGUGACCAAAUCUGCUGGCUCAAAAGUAUGCAUACAGCAAUUUUUAUAUUUGGUUACAUGUCGCUUGGCAAGUUUCACUGCAAUAAGGCGCUUUUGGUAGCCGUCCACAAGCUUCUGGUUGCAUUUUUGACCACUCCUCUUGACAAAAUUGGUGCAGUUCAGCUAAAUGUGUUGGUUUUUUGACAUGGACUUGUUUCUUCAGCAUUGUCCACACGUUUAAGUCAGGAAUUUGGGAAGGUCAUUCUAAAACCUAAAUUCUAGCCUGAUUUAGCCAUUCCUUGACCACUUUUGACGUGUGUUUGGGGUCAUUGUCCUGUUGGAACAUCCAACUGCGCCGAAGACCCAACCUACGGGCUUAUGAUUUUAGGUUGUCCUGAAGAAUUUGGAGGUAAUCCUCCUUUUUCACUGUCCCAUUUAUUCUCUGUAAAGCACCAGUUCAAUUGGCAGAGCAUAAUACUACCACCACCAUGCUUGACGGUAGGCAUGGCGUAUGGUGCAUGGUGUUCCUGGGAUUAAAGGCCUCACAUUUUCUCCUCCAAACAUGUUGCUGGUUAUUGUGGCCAAACAGCUCAAUUUUUGUUUCAUCUGACAUCACAUGGACGAAGAUAAGGGAAACUUUUGAUCGCGUCCGUAUAUUCCGCUGUUCUCGACACUGAAAGUGUUUCACAGAGAACCCACCAUUGUUCACUGCACAUUCACACAUUGAUGAUGGUAAACUACAUUUGCAGCCACACACGGCCACCACCAAACCUUUAUAGACUUUCAUACCCCAGUGUGAACGGCACUGGGAGAAAAGUGGGUGAAGUGUUUUUGCCCAAGGACACAACGGCCGCGACUUGUAUGGCGGAAGCUGGAUUCGAACCUGGAAACCUCAAUUUGCUGGCACAGCUGUGCUACCAUCUGAAACACGCCGUCUCAAAUUGCAAAUAUUUAAAGGGGAACUGCACUUUUUUGGGAAUUUUGCCUAUCGUUCAUUCAUCCCGCCUAUAAAAUCCAAUAAAUAACCAUUCAAAAAGCGCCAAAAAUACUCCAUUUACAUUUCGUGACUUGAAUAUUAACCAAGUAUCAGUGAUAUUGUUAUUAUAAGCGCUAACGCAAACAAACAAUUUUUAGCGGCGCCGUAAUCACUUCUGUGUGUCUCUAUGUUUACAUCAUCGUGUGGCCUGCUGCUUCCUCGCUCCCGUACGUUUAUUCUGGAUCAUAAAUCAUUUCACCUGAACAGAAGAAGUCUGAGUAGGUAUUCCGACAAUUUGGUACACUGACAGCCACUUAAGGACCCGAAAAUGUCGAGAACGACACGAAAGACGCUUGGCUCUUUUCUUUGUGAGGAUUACGAGACAUUUUUCAUCUAAAUGGGAAUAUACACUACCGUUCAAAAGUUUGGGGUCACAUUGAAAUGUCCUUAUUUUUGAAGGAAAAGCACUGUACUUUUCAAUGAAAAUAACUUUAAACUAGUCUUAACUUUAAAGAAAUACACUCUAUACAUUGCUAAUGUGGUAAAUGAAUAUUCUAGCUGCAAAUGUCUGGUUUUUGGUGCAAUAUCUACAUAGGUGUAUAGAGGCCCAUUUCCAGCAACUAUCACUCCAGUGUUCUAAUGGUACAAUGUGUUUGCUCAUUGGCUCAGAAGGCUAAUUGAUGAUUAGAAAACCCUUGUGCAAUCAUGUUCACACAUCUGAAAACAGUUUAGCUGGUUACAGAAGCUACAAAACUGACCUUCCUUUGAGCAGAGUGAGUUUCUGGAGCAUCACAUUUGUGGGCUCAAUUAAACGCUCAAAAUGGCCAGAAAAAGAGAACUUUCAUCUGAAACUCGACAGUCUAUUCUUCUUCUUAGAAAUGAAGGCUAUUCCACAAAAUUGUUUGGGUGACCCCAAACUUUUGAACGGUAGUGUAUGAAAAUCCCAGCAGUUGGCAUCCUAAUGACAGCAGAUAUUGUACAGUAAGUGAUGUUUUAUUAUGUGUGUUUGCUCUCAGGAAGUCUGCAGUGAGUAUUAAUCAGCGAUGAAGAAGAAAAAAAAAGCAAACGUGUUUUUUAAAUCAAUGAGCUGUCUAUGCCUAAAAUGAUCAAAAUAUGUAAAUAAUAAAUGUUAUUAUAAAUGUGCCUGUUACUACAUUACAUAUAUACUUACAUCAUGUAUAUAAAACCUCAAUGGAGGUUUUUAAGGGCUUUGUAGGCUCCAUUGUAAGCACAUUUUUGAUCGCUUUUAUUUAAUAUUUAGAAUGCUUAAAAAACUAAAACUAAAAAAACUAAAAAAAUACAUCCAUCGUCAUGUCUCAUAAUGAAUUUGAACGAUAGGCAAAAUUCCCUAAAAAGUGCAGUUCUCCUUUAACAGUAAAGUUCAUCGCCUGCAUCUGAAAAGUUGUUACUUUUCUCUCUGCUUGGUGUAAUUUUAAACAUUUUUAACUUGUAGAAAUUGCUCGGUGAAAGAUAAACCCAACAGACUGUAUGUCCGUUCGGAAAACUGUUUGACACUACAAAUAUACUCAUCUUUAUCUGCCUGAUUACUGAGGGUGCAAAAAAAAAUGGAUUCACAUUCAAACCACGAUUCUCAUUUUUCUUAUUUGAUACAAAAUAAUAUAUAAUUUUGAAAAAUAAAAAAAUUUAGGAAUAGAUUUUUAAAAAGACAUGUUUCAAGCCAUCUCCAGUUUAGUUGCUGUGCGUUUACAUCAGCCUGUAGCCUGUUUUGACAUGUUUUUAUUAGAAUUUGAGUACCAAACAUAUAUCACGGGAAUCGAUUUUGUAAUCGAACAUUGAUUGAUUAAAACUUUUAUUAGUAGAUUGCACAGUACAGUACAUAUUCUGUACAAUUGACCACUAAAUGGUAACACCCGAAUACGUUUUUCAACUUGUUGAAGUCGGGGUCCACGUUAAUCAAUUCAACAGUCACCCCUAAAUUUGCAAUCGAACCGAAUUGUAGGUUGUUGUAAGAUUCAUAUCCCUCCCGAUUAUAGAAUAUAAUAGAAUAGAAAGUACUUUAUUGGUCCCUGGGGGAAAUUCAGUAUAAACCGCAUCAAGCCAGAUUAAAAAUAAGUCAAAUAAAAUACCAAAAUUACUUAAAAUAUUUUUGCUCCUCACUGGAAUUCAUGCACCUGCACAUGUGUAUCAAUCCGAGCAAUGCAGAAAUAUUUCACAUCAGUACAAUCGUUCAACAAAUAGCAAUUUUGGGGGGAUUUUGUCAUUUAAUAUACUGUGCAUGUUUCACACUACAAACUAUUAAACACUCUAAUGUACAAUUUAUUAGGUUAUGAAUGAAUUUGAAGAUUUUGAAGGGGACGGUGUGCCGCGGUUGGUAGAGUGGCCGUGCCAGCAACCUGAGGGUUCCUGGUUCGAUCCCCACCUUCUACCAACCUAGUCACGUCCGUUGUGUCCUUGAGCAAGACACUUCACCCUUGCUCCCGAUGGAUCCUGGUUAGCGCCUUGCAUGGCAGCUCCCUCCAUCAGUGUGUGAAUGUGUGUGUGAAUGGGUGAAUGUGGAAAUAGUGUAUAGCUAUACGGGUAUUUACCAUUUACAAAAUGUUUAAAGUCAAGUGCCACAAGGCAUGCUGGGAGCACUUUUGGCUUCCCAGCAAAAAAUUUAAAAAAAACAACCUAAAAUAGAUUUGCUUGCAGUGUACAAAAAUACAAAAAAAUACAACAUAUAUAACGUUAUUUGUAAAAUGAUUGUACUCACGUCAAAGAUUUCUUCAAAGUGCAAUUACGUUUCCGCAGUGCAUGUGCCUCACAAUACGAAGGUCCUGAGUAGUCCUGAGUUCAAUCCGGGCUCUUUUUGUGUGGAAUUUGCAUGUUCUCCCCAUGUCUGCGUGGGUUCCCCCCCGAGUACUCGGGCUUUCUCCCACCUCCAAAGACAUGCACCUGGGGAUAGGUUGAUUGGCAACACUAAAUUGGCUCUAGUGUGUGAAUGUGAGUGUGAAUGUUGUCUGUCUAUCUGUGUUGGCCCUGUGAUGAGGUGGCGACUUGUCCAGGGUGUACCCUGCCUUCCGCCCGAAUGCAGCUGAGAUAGGCUCCAGCACCCCCCGCCACCCCAAAAGGGACAAGCGGUAGAAAAUGGAUGGAUGGCAUUCCUUUAAAUAAUACACACGGGCAGAUGCAGGGGGCCAAUGAAUUCCAAUGGGGGUGCAUGUCAUGCCAGAACGCUGGGUUAAGUAAAAUCGGAUAUUUUUGCCUAUUUAAAGAAGUAUAUUUCCUAUUCUAGUACAUAUUAUUGUAAACGCUCCAAUUAUCGACAAGGCGUUUAUUGACCUAAAUGGUGAAGGCAUUAAUUAGAAGCAGGCGAUAACUGGAGAAUGGUUGUUAGUUCUGAUAUUUAAAAACUAAUUGAUAGUAUGGCAAUAUGGACACGGGACACAAUGAUUGGAUGGACUACAAUAUUGGGGAAAUGUGCCAGGACGGCGUGGCUCGGCUGGUAGAGCUGCCACGCCAGCAACUUGCGGGUUCCAGGCUCGAUCCCCGCUUCCGCCAUCUUAGUCACUGCCGUUGUGCUCUUGGGAAAGACACUUUACCCACCAGUGCCACCCACACUGGUUUAACUGUAGCUUAAAGAUGUAGAGAAAAGCGCUAUAUAAAUAUAAUUCACUUCACCAAACAAGCAAGUGUUAAUCCAGUGGAUGGCAGAAGUGACACGGGGUUGGUUCACAGCGCACUGCAGAACAGGUGGCUAACGGGUAAUGAAAAUAAAAUAAUGGUAAUACAACUUGGGUAGGAUGUAAAUAUGUAUAAGUUUUGUUCAUUUCUGCAAAGGUGUAUAUUUGCACUGCAGUGUGUGAUCUACUGUAUGUGUAGAAACUACUUGGGUUACAUAAAAAUUCAUAAUUAUUUAUAACUUAUUUUUUAUAUUAUGAUUUGUAGUGCAUUAGAAGGUAGAAAGGAAAACCGAACAAAUGUAUCAACAAUUCCAUUGCGCAAUAGAGCAGCAACAUAGCCAAAGUUGCGAGGGGGAUAAGCGGCCAACUGCUUCGUCAGCAUUAUGUAAUGCCACUGAUGACAUCAUUGCAAACAAGUGUAACACGCAUGAGUUCCACACUAACAGUUAAAGUGCAUGCAGAGGUAGACAAACUGCUUAUGACAUCAGAAGGUUGCCUACAGCCACAGGCGUUAUUGCCCAUGUUUUUUUACACAUCAUUUACUGACCCCAGUGGUGUUUUGUAUUGUAGACGAUACACACGGUGACUAUAGUAGUUCAUUAAAUAGACAUUAAUUGCAGCUGAGAUAGGCUCUAGCACCCCCCGCGACCCCAAAAGGUGCAAGCGGUAGAAAAUGGAUGGAUGGAUGGAACAUUUACGGUACUUAAGAUAAUUGGUCAAACUGUUGUGAAAAAAAACUUGUUUGUGCACAAACUGAAAUCUAAGUAAGAUUAAAUAUCUCAAAUAAGGGUGAUAUUUGCUUAUUUUCUGUCUGAUAAGAUCAUUCUUCUUACUAAGCAAAUUUUAUGUUAGAGUGUUUUACUUGUUUUAAGGGUUUUGGUCCUAAAUUAUCCCGGUAAGAUAUUACAGCUUGUAGCUGACAUUUUAUGAUCUAUAUUGAGUAAAACAUGCUUGAAACUAGAAUAUCAACUGUUGCAAAGCUGUCAUCAAGACUCACAAGUAUAAAACAACUUUUUUAAAGUAAUCAUUUCUUGCUUCAAGCAUGACAAAAAAAAUCAUGAUGCCGAGCGCAUAUUAUGUCAAGAUAAUGGCACUAGCAUUUACCUCAUAUAAGAAUAUUUUUCAACAUAUUGAGCAAAAAUUUCUUUUUUUUUCUACCAAGAAAAGUGCACUUGUUAUUAGUGCGAAUAAACUUAUUUUAAGGUAUUUUUGGGUUCAUUGAGGUUAGCUAAUUGUACUUGUUUUGGAAAGUCUUGACAAGCCGAAUUUUCUUGUUCUAUUGUCAGAUAAUUUUGCUUAGUUCAAAUAAAAUACCCCCAAUUUUAUUUUAUUUCUUGUUUUUGAACACUGACUUUUUGCAAUGUGAAAAAUUCAUAUAUAUAUUUUUUUUUACUUUCACUUUUUUACAAUUCGAGUUACAUAGUUUAUUUUAUUCAACAUGUACUGUAUAAUUACCUGGCUGGACCAGAGUAUUGUAAUACAAGUGCCAACACAGCUUUAGCUUCUUUAGGAGUUGCACACUAUUUUUGUCCUGAAUUACAUGAUUUAGUAUUUCUUUUAACGCUUUGGCCAGGUUGAAUAGACGGCCUGAGUCAUAUGCAGGAUUUCCUGCAGAAGAUUUGCACAAUAAGUUUGUUUCAAAGUGAGCCUUGUCUGUCAGUACUUGAUGUCUUUAAACUGCAUAUGUUUCAGUGUAUUUGUGCACAUGUAAUGUACUGGUAAUUUUUUUUUUUACCACAUCCCUCCUUGCGUGUUUGCUAUGCUAUUCUGUUCUAAUGCAUGCUAUUCAAUAGAUACAGCAGUCAUCAGUGCAUUUCCCCAGUAAUAAUUAUAUAAUGAAUGUAUGUUUUGCUAAAAAGGUCUUAGAUUUGAUAUUUUGUGCAUAUUUUAGUAUAAUUGCUGUUUAUUUUGCACUCAUUCAAACUUUUGUAGACUGU
Messenger RNA from Entelurus aequoreus (snake pipefish), 8957 nucleotides. Its product is annotated as lutropin-choriogonadotropic hormone receptor-like. Gene Ontology annotation, cellular component: membrane. Lineage: Eukaryota; Metazoa; Chordata; Actinopteri; Syngnathiformes; Syngnathidae. The transcript has 11 exons. The record is from RefSeq and is a predicted model, not a curated record. The coding region runs from base 197 to 2185 and encodes 662 amino acids. Gene Ontology annotation, molecular function: follicle-stimulating hormone receptor activity; luteinizing hormone receptor activity. Gene Ontology annotation, biological process: follicle-stimulating hormone signaling pathway; male gonad development.